AGAGGAAAAGGAUAAGUGAUGGCUUUUUCUUCUUCAAUCAGCUUAAGUUAUGGAAAGUUCUGUUCUGGAUUUCACUAUAAUAAGCAACCAAUUUUAUCAAAAUAUUUCAAGAAUUCACAUAUCUCAGCCUUUUCCUCCACCCAAAAUGGACACCAUUUGAAGCUUAAGGUACAAUAUCCCAGAGCAUCUUUUGAUAGUGAAGGCCUUCCCUCUGAGAUUACUGAAGAUUCUAAGUUUGUUUCUAUAAACGCCGAAGACCCAAAAUAUGGUCCACCUGCUUUGUUGUUGCUGGGCUUCGAAGUAGACGAAGCAGCAAAGAUACAACAGCUUUUGAAGGAGAUGGAUGGUGAAUUCCUACAGGUCAUCUUUUGUACCGAAGACAUGAUUUCUCGCUCACUUUGGGAAGCAGUGAACACAAAACAGACCAAUUUAGAAGCUUCAAAGAUUGCUAAACAGCUUCCGCGAAUUUGCUUCCUGUCUGGCCUUACUGGAGAGGAGAUGAUGAUGUUUCUUGACGCAUUUGAAGAAAGUGGACUUGAAGACCCCGUCUUUGCUGCUCUUGUUCCAAACAGCGCGGAAAAGCCAUUACAAGAAUUAAUCGAUGAGAUUAUGGGUGAUCAUGAACUACUAUCUGCCAAAAAUUCAAGCUAGAGGAAAAAAAAAUGUUCU
Messenger RNA from Solanum verrucosum, 669 nucleotides. RefSeq lists its product as uncharacterized. The record is from RefSeq and is a predicted model, not a curated record. The coding region runs from base 19 to 651 and encodes 210 amino acids. The transcript is spliced from 8 exons. Lineage: Eukaryota; Viridiplantae; Streptophyta; Magnoliopsida; Solanales; Solanaceae.